CUCAAACGCCAUCAGAAUUCAUCGAAAAAUGCAAUGCGAAGGGUAGUAGUGACAGGACUAGGACUGGUAACGCCGUUGGGAAUAGGUGUUCGCCGAACAUGGAAACGUCUUAUUGACAGUGACUGCGGUGUCGUAUCCAUCAAAGAUAGGAGCCCUCAAUUUGCGGCCUUACCAAGUCAAGUCGCUGCUUUGGUACCUGAGGGUGCGAAAGAUGAUGGACUGUGGAAUCCUAAAGAGUAUUUGAGUCCUUCUGACGAACGCCGAAUGGCUCGAUUCGCUCAGUAUGCGAUGAUAGCAUCUGAAGAAGCUCUUCACGACUCGGGAUGGCGGCCAACGAGAGAAGAAGAUCUCGAGGCGACAGGCGUGUACAUAGGUUCUGGCAUUGGCAGUCUGGAUGAUGUGUACGACACUACUGUAGCAUACGAGAAAGGAGGCUACAGAAAGGUAUCUCCUCUAUUCGUCCCACGUCUGUUGAUCAAUCUCGCCGCAGGUCAUAUAUCUAUGCGGUAUGGUUUCAAGGGCCCAAAUCAUGCAGCUACAACAGCUUGUACGACAGGUGCUCACAGUAUUGGCGACGCAUCUCGCCUGAUUCAGUUUGGUGAUGCAGAUGUCAUAGUUGCGGGAGGUGCAGAGUCAUGCAUUCACCCGCUUGCUAUCUCAGGAUUUGCAAGGGCAAGAAGCUUGGCGACGGAAUGGAACGAUCGCCCUGCUGAAGCAAGUCGACCAUUCGACAGCAAGAGAGACGGCUUCGUCAUCGGAGAAGGUGCUGGCGUAGUUGUGUUAGAGGAAUAUGAACAUGCAAAGAAACGAGGUGCAAAGAUCUACGCAGAGGUUGCAGGUUACGGUCUUUCCAGCGACGCCUAUCAUAUGACAGCUCCUCGAGAGGAUGGUCAAGGACCGCGACUUGCGAUGAAGCAUGCACUCCGCCAUGCGGGUCUCAAGCCCAGUGCCAUUGACUAUAUAAAUGCCCACGCUACAAGCACACCGCUUGGCGAUGCUGCUGAAAACAGAGCCAUAAAGGAUCUUUUACUCGGUGAAGAAGGAAAGAGCAAAGCAUCAGAGAUCAAUGUUAGUAGCACCAAGGGUGCAAUAGGGCACCUUCUAGGUGCUUCAGGAAGCGUUGAAGCGAUAUUCUCAAUCUUGGGUAUGCAUCAUAACACCUUACCACCGACACUCAACCUCUGUAGCCCGGGGGACCCACCAAAAGAUUUCAAUUGCAAUUAUGUAGCGAAUGUCGCUCAGCAGCGAGAUAUUAAUGUUGCGUUAUCAAAUAGUUUCGGUUUCGGGGGCACCAAUGCAUCGCUUUGCUUUCGCAAAGUGUGAAAAAUUACCAAAGUUGACUGAUGAACUUGGACAACCAAUUUCAUCUGAACAUCGACUUAUAAAUGAUCACC
Messenger RNA from Dothidotthia symphoricarpi CBS 119687, 1394 nucleotides. RefSeq names its product 3-oxoacyl-synthase-like protein. The transcript is spliced from 8 exons. Gene Ontology annotation, biological process: fatty acid biosynthetic process. Lineage: Eukaryota; Fungi; Ascomycota; Dothideomycetes; Pleosporales; Dothidotthiaceae. The record is from RefSeq and is a predicted model, not a curated record. Gene Ontology annotation, molecular function: 3-oxoacyl-[acyl-carrier-protein] synthase activity. Bases 34 to 1323 code for a protein of 429 amino acids.